CACAAAUUACAUUGCCUAUAAAUUAUUCCCUACAGAAACGCUAAAGAAUAAAAGUAAACUAUAACCGGCAGCAAUGGAUGUGAGACUAGUUUUUUUUUUGUUAGUUUCAUUACUUUUUUCCUUUCACUCACCUAAUAAGUGCGUCAAAAUCUAAUUUCUUUCAUGUCGAAAAAUCAAUGAAUUUGUUAGAGAAAACAGAAAAUACUUGCCCGACAAGAAAAAGGAAAUAAAAAUAAAAAUGAACGACACGUGAUGUGAUGACAAUGACGGUUCGAUCGUUAAGAAAAUGGUGGGACCGGGUCCAUUCCUACGCGGACGGUUAAGAUCUAAUCUCGAAAUUGUACGCACAUCAGGUGCUACUUAUUAUCCCUCCCUCAGACUCGGUUAUUUUAGGGUUAGGAUUCCGUCUCAUUCGUGAUCUAACCAACUUCUGCAAUUCUCAUGGCUUCCGUUCCACCUCUCCCCAUGGAGGAGCAACCACCAACUACGGAGGAGCGACCAUCAAGUGAGAAGAAACAGGAACAAGAACACGAUUAUUUUCUGUCUCAUUUUGACGAAGAUACCGAUGAGGAAGAAAGCAGCCAGUCCGGUACUUGCGAAGCCGAGGAAUUUCGUGAGAUGACGGAUGCGGAGCAAAAAGCCUUUUCAGCUGCUUUCAAAGAGAGUGGUGGAUUUGAUGUUCCUCCUUUUCCUGGGGUUUAUUACAACGACCUAAUUACGCCCAUGAAUAUGAGUAAAGGUGGGCCGGAAUAUCUAUUCCGUUAUUCCGUGGCAGGGAUCGGCCGAUAUAAUGAAGAACAUGGAACCAACUAUGAGGUAGUCCGAGUGGAAAAGUGCAUGCAACAGGCUGCUCGCGGUAUUAAGUACUACAUAACCUUCCAUGCCAAGAAUAAGAUUGCUUCAGAGCAUGGCAGUGAUACUCCUAAAGCUGCUGAUGAUAGUAGCGAUAAAACUGAAAUCUUUGAGGCUUUGGUCUUGUUCGGUAUUCCAAAGGACAAAAAGGAUGAACCAAUCGAUGUGAUCUUUUGUAGGCUAAAGGGUACCAGGCCAGAUCUUUGAAAAUUUUGUGGAGGCGUUCAGCUGGUGGGUGAGAAGAGCACCAGAAGUUGAGCACGUCAUCUUGUUAAUGCUUCUUAUUUUAUAAUUUGAACCUCUAUCUAGAAUGUUUAUGUGUUAAGCGAUCUAAACUCAUCCGACGCUUUCGCUUACCGACUACAGUACUGUUGAUUAUAUAACUUUGUGCUGCUUCUAUGUUUAAUGAUUUAGCUAUGAAAACCACAUUAUCCUAAUUUCUUAUACUCAGCUUUAGGUGAGUUAGGGAACUUUUAUUCUGCUGUCACAGUGUUCAUGGCCCAUUUUCGCCCCAAAAGCUCUCGACGAGCUGUAUACGAAAUUAACAUCUAUAUAUCUAGUAGAAUGAAAUUUACGUCUGUAUUAUAUCUAGUUAUCUGUACAAUGGAUCAUAUAAGUGAGAGAACCGUUUUGCUACUGAUUCAGCGCCAGCACCAUUGGUUUAUACAAGACUUAAAGCUUUUUUCUGGUUUAAGCAUCUUCUGCAUGAAUUGCUGUUCUGUUUCCUGGACCAUAAAAUGUCCAUUGGCUGGGCCUGGGAUGAUCAAGUUGAACCUCCUUUGAGCCUAGGCCUAGAAGAUUUAGCGCAAAUCAGCCUAUAAAAUGUAUAAAUCAGACAAAAAAAAAAAUCAUUUAGUCACCAAUUCAGUGAGAAUAUAAAAGUAAACAAAUAAAAUCAAGCGUAACUAAGUUGUUUGAAGUUUGAAAUCGGUUCUCAUUGUCAUGGAUUUGAUUCUUCACCAACAUUUAAAGAUUUUGCAUGUAUUGUCUGAUUUAGUUUCUGUUGGUUAAUUAAGUUUGAUCGAUAAUGCAAAAUCUUAGGGGAGGAGAAUGCCACGUGUGCAUUCAAGAAAUCAGGACACACCAUAUGUACAAAACCCAAUCCAAAUUUCAAGCCAAAAUUACAAAUGCUGGCAAUUACUGUUAUUCAUGCACACUGGAUCCAUUUGCCAAAUAUUUUAUCUGGAAUUUGCCCCGUUAAAACCACUCAUGUGAAAUGUGGUUGUCUGUUGAUCCUUACGGUUGGGCAUUUGCGCAUUGUCAAGUCCACACAUUAAUAUAAAAAUUUUAAUUAACAAUGUAAAUUGGUUCGGUUUGAUUUCUGAUUUGGUUUCUUAUUUAAUAAUGUAAAUUAAAACAUGAAAAAAAAUCACUCUCUAAACUUUAAUUAAAGAAUGAAUCUCACCCAUUUAACCUCAUAAAUUAUGGGUUGAGACAGCAAAAAAUCAAGUAUGAAUAAAUAAAAAUGACUAUGAAAUUGAACCA
Durio zibethinus is the source of this 2337-nucleotide messenger RNA. RefSeq lists its product as uncharacterized. Gene Ontology annotation, molecular function: cysteine-type endopeptidase inhibitor activity. The record is from RefSeq and is a predicted model, not a curated record. NCBI's taxonomy places the organism in Eukaryota, Viridiplantae, Streptophyta, Magnoliopsida, Malvales, Malvaceae.